AUGGAUGUCAUAGCUAAAGAAAAUCUAACCGGCGUGCUUUUGGCAUUGGUGUCUAGUGGAUUCAUCGGGGCUAGCUUCAUCAUCAAGAAGAAAGGUCUCAAGAAAGCCGCUGCCACCUCCGGUGUUAGAGCAGGAGUUGGUGGGUAUUCUUAUCUCUCAGAGCCUCUAUGGUGGUUUGGCAUGAUUACCAUGAUUGUAGGAGAAGUUGCAAACUUUGUUGCAUAUGCAUUUGCUCCGGCUGUUCUGGUUACUCCACUUGGUGCACUAAGUAUCAUUGUUAGUGCUAUCCUUGCACAUUUCCUCUUGAAUGAGAAGUUGCAUGCUCAAGGAGUUGUGGGUUGUGUAAUGUGCAUUGCUGGAUCCGUUGUAGUUGUGAUUCAUGCACCAGAAGAGCACCCAAUCAAUUCUGUUCUUCAAUUGUGGAAUAUGGCAACUCAACCCGGUUUUUUGUUUUAUGUUGCCUCAGUGAUUGUGUUGGUUUUCAUUCUUGUCUUCCUUUACGCUCCACAAUAUGGGAACUCAAAUGUGUUAGUUUUCACCGGCAUUUGUUCGUUGAUGGGUUCUCUAUCGGUGAUGAGUGUCAAAGCACUUGGAACUGCUUUAAAAUUGACUUUCGAAGGGAAAAAUCAACUGCUUUACUCAGAGACAUGGUUCUUUACAUUCGUUGUGGCCAUAUGUGUCAUCACGCAAAUGAAUUAUCUCAACAAGGCUCUUGAUACAUUCAACACUGCAAUUGUGUCUCCAAUUUAUUAUGUCAUGUUCACUUCACUUACAAUUCUUGCUAGUGUCAUCAUGUUCAAGGAUUGGGCUGACCAGAAUGCAGGAAAUGUGAUAUCAGAAAUAUGUGGCUUCAUUGUAGUACUCUCUGGAACCAUCCUGCUACAUACUACUAAGGACUUCGAAAGGAGUUCAUCAUUUAAAGGUGGCUAUGCAUCAUCAAUCAACUCUGGAGGCUAUGCACCUUUAUCUCCAACAUUAGCUACUCGGCUCUACAAUGGUAGCAGUGAAUUUACCACACAUGAUGAAGAAGAUGCAAUGCUUGCUGACCAGAUAUCCUUGCAAAGACAAGGGUAGCAUUAGAAGCCCCAUGCUUUUGAAGAAGGCUUCAUGCUUUGGUUUAGUUAGAUAUGCAGCAACUACUUGCAAUCCAACGACCUGGCAGUGGCACUGACCUAUCUCUGGAAAUUUUUAGACAAUGCAGAUUGUGUUUGAGCCGCUGCAGGAUUGUGAUGUCACAAGAAAUAUAGUUCUAUGAUUCGAAUUUGUGGACUUCUGAAGAUGAUGGUGGGGGAGCCCUUACAUUGUUUCUCUAAACUUCCAAAAGAGAAAUGAGAAGCAUGUACGACAUUGUUGCUUUACCAUCCAGCUUUGCGUGGGAGCUUAUUACAACAUUUGUUUCUCUAAGGUUGGUAGGUUUCACAUUAUCAUUGUUCCGUUGUUAAAAUAUUUGAGUUUGUAUGCAAGCAUUAAUUCCAAAAUUAUAUGACGAGGCCAAGUUGUAGCCUUGUUUGAAAAGUCGAUCAUAAGUGCGACAUUUAUCAUUUUACAAACUUUGGUACUCCAAUUAUGUAAUACUAUUGAGAACAAAUUCUUAAAUGUCCCUUAGUUGAAUGGGGAUCAUGCCAACG
Linum tenue is the source of this 1628-nucleotide messenger RNA. The record is from the annotation of a GenBank genome assembly. Lineage: Eukaryota; Viridiplantae; Streptophyta; Magnoliopsida; Malpighiales; Linaceae.